AUGUCAACCAAUCCAUUGACUCGUCGGACUCCACUGUCAGCACCAAUCUCAGCACCUACCUCUCACCCAGUCCACGCCCACGCCCAACCCCAGUCUCUUAGUCAAAGCAGGACUGAAUCAGAUGCAGAUACCAAGCUUCGAUCUCACUCAGAAGGUCCAGUGCCUCCUCCUGCAUUCGGUGGGAAGAGACGUUCUGCGGCUGGAGGAGCGUCAACGGGCAAAUUGGGUAAGAGGGAAUAUGCAAUUUUAGGUGGAAUCUUAGUGGUAGCUUGGUGGGUUAGGCUGUAUAAAUUAGGAAGACCGGAUAGUGUUGUCUUCGAUGAGGUUCACUUUGGUGGAUUUGCGACUAAAUACCUGAAAAGAAGAUUCUUCAUGGAUGUGCAUCCUCCCUUGGCCAAGCUGCUCAUCACGCUAAGUGCUUGGGUAGGAGGAUUUGACGGUAAUUUCGAUUUCAAAGAUAUCGGAAAAGACUAUAUUGAACCUGGUGUACCAUACAUCACGAUGAGGUUCUUCCCUGCCAUACUCGGUCUCGCUCUGGUCCCACUUACAUUCCUUACACUCAUCUCACUUCGAUUAUCAUUAGCCACAGCAAUACUCGGAUCACUACUAAUCGCAUUUGAAAACGCAUUAAUAACACAAUCAAGAUUGAUAUUAUUGGAUUCAUUCCUUGUCUUCUUCACUGCCCUUACGACAUUAUUCUGGGUUCGAUUUAGUUCACACGAUUUGGAAGGAAGAGCAUUCACGAAACCGUGGUGGAUCAAUUUGGGUUUAACCGGUAUAUCAUUAGGUGCAGUAGUAUCUUGUAAAUGGGUCGGAUUAUUCACUAUCGCGAUGGUCGGUGUAGGGACAUUAAGACAGCUAUGGUUGUUACUUGGUAAUCUGAAAGUAACUCCAAGACAAUGGUUGAAACAUUUCGCAGCUAGAACAUUAUGUUUAAUCGUUAUACCAACUGGCUUUUAUAUGUUCAUGUUCAAAAUUCAUUUUUGGAUUUUAAAUGAAUCGGGCGAUGGUGAUGGUUUCAUGAGUUCCGAAUUUCAACAUACGUUACAAGGUCAUGGGAUGGAAGAUACCUAUGCUGACGUAUCCCUCGGAUCAAAAGUCGCUCUCAGACAUGUACAUACUCAAGGAGGAUAUCUCCAUUCACACAACCAUGCAUACCCAGGUGGCUCCAAGCAACAACAAAUCACCCUUUACCCCCAUCGAGACGAUAACAACGUUUGGAGAAUAGUCAAUGCUUCUUCCGCAGACGGUCCAGCUUCUUUCCCUUGGGAUGAGUUACCCAUCGAAUACGUCUUGACAGGAACAAAAAUUAGAUUGGAACAUGUUAUAACUGAGAAAAGAUUACAUUCGCAUGACGUUAGACCGCCCGUCAGUGAAGUUGAUUUCCAGAAUGAAGUCUCAGGUUAUGGAUUCCCAGGUUUUGCGGGAGACGCAAAUGACGAUUUCGUAGUUGAGAUAGCUAAAAGAACAAGAGGGAAGAGAGAUAGAUCAGCAAGACAUAGGUUGAAGACUCUUCGAAGUCAAUUUAGGCUGAGACACGCUUUAACUGGUUGUUAUCUGUUCUCGCAUAAGGUCAAACUACCUGAUUGGGGAUUCGAACAACAAGAGGUCACCUGUAACAAGAACCCUACCUGGGAGAAUUCGUUGUGGUACAUUGAAACUAACGAGCAUCCUCAAUUACCCUUUGAUGCCGAGAAGAUCAAUUACGAGAAACCAUCGUUCUUUGACAAAUUCUUCGAGCUCAACGCAGUCAUGUGGAAGACCAACGCUGGACUUACCGAUAGACACGCUUAUGAUUCAAGGCCCCAAUCAUGGCCCGUCUUGCGUCGAGGUAUCAACUUCUGGGUUCAAAAUCACAGACAAGUUUACCUUAUUGGAAAUCCUAUCAUCUGGUGGUCGAGCACUUUGGCCAUUGUAGCUUAUCUUGGUAUCAGAGGUUUAAUGGUACUCCGUGCUAAAAGAGGAUUCAGGGAUCUACAUCAGCCCAAGAUCGCAUUCUACGAUGAAGUGUGCUCUUACCUGGUCAUCUCAUGGGCAUUACACUAUCUGCCAUUCUUCUUAAUGCAAAGACAACUUUUCUUACAUCAUUACCUACCUGCAUUAUAUUUCGCGGUGCUCCUCUUCUGUACGGUAUUCGAUUAUAUCACUUCUGCUAUUCGACCUAGAACCAGAAUACAGGUAGCGGCGGUAAUUCUUAUCAUGGCUAUUUGGAGUUGGAACCACUGGAGUCCACUUACAUAUGCUGGACCAUGGACGAAGAACAAAUGUGAGAAAGGCAAAUGGGUCAAAUCGUGGGAUUUCAGUUGUGGCGACUUCCAUGAUGACCUCGGAAUGUAUAAAGGUAUUCCCGCCGUACCAAGUGGUAAGAUCGACGGAGCAAUCACUCCAGAAGGCGAUAGUAUCACUACUACCUUCGUUGAGGAAGCGCCUGAACCUAUACAAAACGUUUUCGAGGCAGCUGAAGUACCAGUAGAAGAAAAGACAAUGGCACCUGUUGGACCUCAAAACGAAGUUCAAAUGCAAGAAUCAACAAUUGAUUCUCCACCAGCAGGAUCAGAAUUGGAAGAAGCACCGUUAGCUGAAGAUACAAGAGCUCCAGUUGGCAUUGAUGCUGGUGCACCUGCAGUGACAGACAAAGCGAACGAUGAAGGUGGUUGGCAUGGCGGUGCGGACGAUGAUAUGAAGCAUCCCCAAGACGAGAAUGCCGUAACAACGGCAGGAGAUGAUGAAGCUCCUCUAUGGAUGAAAGAGUUCGGCAAAAUACCUGGAAUGGAGUUGGAUAAUGAAAAUGAAAGAUUAGUCGAUGAUCUGUUGAAACAAGAUCAAGAGGAGUAG
Molecule: messenger RNA, 2835 nt
Organism: Kwoniella shivajii
Lineage: Eukaryota; Fungi; Basidiomycota; Tremellomycetes; Tremellales; Cryptococcaceae
Exons: 12
Coding region: 1-2835 (944 amino acids)
Biological process (GO): protein O-linked glycosylation via mannose
Cellular component (GO): membrane; endoplasmic reticulum
Molecular function (GO): dolichyl-phosphate-mannose-protein mannosyltransferase activity
Source: RefSeq, a predicted model, not a curated record